Messenger RNA from Gossypium arboreum, 3282 nucleotides. RefSeq lists its product as uncharacterized. Gene Ontology annotation, molecular function: nucleic acid binding. Bases 1 to 3282 code for a protein of 1093 amino acids. NCBI's taxonomy places the organism in Eukaryota, Viridiplantae, Streptophyta, Magnoliopsida, Malvales, Malvaceae. The transcript is spliced from 9 exons. The record is from RefSeq and is a predicted model, not a curated record.
AUGACUGGAUCUGCUCCAGGAACUCUUACGUUUGAUUCAGAAAUUGAAAAGACUGCGAGAGCUAAUCGUAAAGAAACAAAGCUAAGGAAAAAACAGUCAACGGUGGUUGAGACUCAAAAAAAAGAAAAGACAACCUGGUUUUGCGGAAUAUGUGCUACCCUUGAAUAUACAACUGAUGCAUGUCCCAGUUUGAAUAAUGAUACUAUGGCUCAUUUAGAUGUUGUGGGAAAUUUUCCUAGGCCACCACAAGGGCGAUAUGACCCUUAUGCUAAUACCUACAACCCAGGAUGGAGGGAUCACCCUAACUUAAGUUAUGGGGCCAACCCACAAUUUAACCAGUCAAACCAAAAUCGGUUCCCACAACAGCCUCAAGAUUUAGGGAAUUCUCUAGAAACCAUGGUCAAUAAAUUAGCAGCCAAUGUCCUUGAUUUUCAACAGCAAACUCUUAAUUUCCAAAGAGAGACAAAGGAUUUCCAACAGAAAACCAAGGCAUUCAUAAGGGAGUUAACCAUAUCAAUUGAGAGAUUAAACCCUCAAGGGAAGUUGCCAUCACAAACAGAACCAAAUUCGAGGCAAAACGCAAAUACAGUGACACUGCGAAGUGGAAAGGUACUGGAACCAAUUCCUGGCAUAAAUCUUGGCCAAGAAAUCGCCCAAGAAAAACUUGAAAAUGACGAACAAGUCCGAGCGAAACCCCCACUGCCAAAAAUCCAACCUCCAUUCCCAGGACGAUUAAAUCUGUGUCAAAAAAGUAAGAAAGACAAAGAGAUCCUCGAAAUAUUCAGGAAUGUCGAGAUCAAUUUACCACUGCUGGAUGCCAUCAGACAGAUUCCGUGGUAUGCCAAGUUCCUCAAGGAGCUUUGCACCAACAAACGAAAACUAACAGGUAACGAAAAGUUAAGUGUUGGUGAGAAUGUAUCCAUAGUGCUACAGCGAAAAAUGCCAGUAAAAUGCAAAGAUAGGGGUGUUAUAAUUCAAUUGGCAGACAGGUCUGUUGUGCACCCCAAAGGAGUCUUUGAGGACAUACUGUUGGGCCGACCUUUUCUUAGUACUGCUAGCACUAAGAUCGACGUUCGAAGUGGAACUCUUACGAUGGAAUUUGAUGGGGAGAUCGUGAAGUUUAAUGCUCCAGAAUUGGAAUUGAAGCUGCUUCCCGAACAUCUUAAGUAUGCGUUUUUGGGGAAAAGUAAUACCCUACCAAUCAUAGUUUCCAACAAACUCUCUAAGCUCGAGGAAGAAAGUUUGAUCCAGGUACUAAAAAGUCAUAAGGACGCGAUUGGCUGGACCAUUGCCGAUUUGAAAGGAAUAAGCCCUUUGACAUGCACACACAGAAUCUACUUGGAGGAAAAUACAAAACCAAAGAGAGAAGCCCAAAGACAAUUAAACUCGAAUAUGAUGGAGGUGGUAAAAAAGGAGAUAAUCAAGCUGCUGGAUGCUGACAUAAUCUACCCCAUUUCUGACAGCAGAUGGGUAAGUCCGGUUCAAGUCGUACCUAAGAAAACGGGUGUGACAGUAAAUAAAAAUGCUGAAAGUGACUUGGUACCAACUCGAGUACAAAAUGGGUGGCGUGUCUGUAUUGAUUACAGGAAGUUGAACUCUUACACUAGAAAAGAUUAUUUCCCUCUUCCUUUUAUAGAUCAAAUGCUUGAACCUUUAUCAGGUAAAACUCACUUUUGUUGUCUUGAUGGAUACUCAGGUUUCUUCCAAAUUUCAGUCGCACCAGAGGAUCAGGAAAAGACCACUUUUACAUACACAUCCGACACUUUUGCAUACAGAAGGAUGCCAUUUGGACUUUGUAAUACACCAGCCACAUUCCAGAGAUGUAUGAUGAGUAUAGUUUCUGAAUAUGUGGAGAAAAUUAUUGAAGUUUUUAUGGAUGAUUUACUGUGUAUGGAAAUUGUUGAUAAGGCCAAAAUUGACAUUAUUAAUUCUUUGGCAUAUCCCUCCACUAUAAGGGAAAUUCGUUCUUUUCUUAGCCAUGCUGGAUUUUACAAGCGUUUCAUAAAAAACUUCUCAAAAGUGGCUGAACCAUUAUGCGAGUUAUUGCAAAAAGAUAGGAAAUUUGAGUUCGGCCCAAAAUGUAAGGAGGCUUUUGAUACACUCAAGCAGAAGUUGGUGACCGCUCCUAUAGUGCAAGCACCAGAUUGGAACUACCCUUUUGAAAUUAUGUGCGACGCAAGCGAACGCAGUGUGGGGGCCGUGUUAGGGAAAAAUAUAGACAAAGAGCCUCAUGUCAUUUGCUAUGCCUCAAAAACCCUAGAUUCUGCACAAACUCUUAUGUACUUGAUCGCAAAAAAGGAGGCGAAAUCAAGGCUCAUUAGAUGGAUUCUGCUGCUCAAAGAAUUUAACAUCGAAAUUCGAGAUAAAAAGGGAUGUGAAAACCUGGUGGCUGACCACUUGAGUAGGAUAAAAACUCCAUUUGAUGAUGUUACUAUAAAGGAUAAGUUCCUUGAUGAAAGCUUAUUUUCGACCGAAUCUUACUAUCCAUGGUAUGUGGAUAUAGUUAAUCCCUUAACCACAGGAUCGUUACUCACUGAGUUAGCACGUUCCGUAAAGGACAAGCUUAGACGGAAAGCUCGGUAUUACAUUUGGGACGACCAAUACUUGUGGAAACACUGUUCAGAUCAGAUAAUAAGACAAUGUGUUCCAGAAACCGAGGUAACCUCUAUCCUUACUUUUUGUCAUACAGAAGCUUGUGGAGGUCACUUCGGCCCUAAACGAACAACUCACAAGGUAACUUCACUAAAUGAAAUCAAAUGCCCCCAUCCCCAAUUUAUGUAUGUGAGAUUUUUGAUGUAUGGGGCAUCGAUUUCAUGGGCCCCUUUAUUUCUUCAUUUGGAAACGUUUGGCACACCUCGAGCUUUGAUCAGUGAUCGUGGUACCCACUUUUGCAACAAGGUCAUAGAGGCAUUAAUAUCAAAAUAUAGAGUUCAUCAUCGUAUAACAACAGCCUACCAUGCCAACCGAAAGGAUUGGAGUCUUUGGCUCAAUAACGCGCUUUGGGCCUAUCGGACGGUGUAUAAGAGCCCGAUUGGCAUGACCCCGUAUCGACUUGUUUUUGGAAAAGCAUGUCAUCUACCAGUAGAACUGGAGCACAAAGCUUAUUGGGCUAUUCGACAAUGUAACAUGGAGUUAAAGCCUGUAGGGAAGGCAAGAAAAUUGGACAUUCAAGAGUUGGAGGAAAUUCAUAAUGAUGCCUAUGAGAUUGCUCGCAUUUAUAAAGACAAAACAAAACUAUUUCAUGAUAGGAAAAUAGGUCAGAAGCAUUUUUCGGUAGGGUAA